GGUUAGUUGAAGUGUAAAAGGAAAGGAGUCAGACAGUAUGCGUACAUACAUAGCUGACUGUGUGUUAGACAGUGUGUGUACAUACAGUAACUGACUGUUAGAGAGAAAGCGAACCAGAAAAACAGGCAGAAAGUCAUGGACACUGCAAGCAGAAGAAACGACUUUAAAAUCGACAACCCAAAGGACUUUGGAUUUUUCACAGAUGAAGAGUUGUUUGAUUUUUUCUGUCAAAACAAGGUAAAGAUGUCAACAAUAGAAAAGCCACUGAUGCUCCUCCGACAUCUGAAGGACAAUAGACUCAUUACAGAUGAGCUUUAUCAAAAGCUUGAGAACACUGGUGAAGAUAAUGAUGUGUACAGUGCAUUGGAGUACAUUGAAAAAAGUGGAAAGAAGAAUGUUAGAAAGUUCUGGGAAUGUGUGGCCCAGGAGCACAUAUUACAGCGUUACUCUCAACUCUCUGAAAUCACCGCAGCUCUGAAGAACUCUCUUGAGGGUCAGCCAACGAAACUAAUAAGAGAAAGAGUCGAGGAUCUAGGCACAGGACAAGAAAGAGAGGUUAAAAAGAGAAAGACAGAGAGCAACUCUGUGAGUGACCAAGCUGGACCAUCAUCAUCAAGCAUCAGCAGCCAGAGGAUGACAGAUGUACGCAUUAAGAGAGAUUCUCCAGAUCUUCCGAGCUCUCCAGACUCCAGAACAGAAUUGCCGUUUUCCCAUCCGUCCGUGCACUGUAAAGCAGAGGAUCUCUGGAACAUGGAUAAACACAAGAGAUUUCUUCCUGUCACAUGUGGGGAUGAACAGGCCUUUUUGGACAGAGAUGCAUUGUAUGAGAGAAAGAGGGACUGCAUUAAACGUGGCAAAGUAAUGAUCUCACCUUAUAUAUUUGAGGAAAUUGGUGGAAAAGGAUCAUACAAGUCCUGGAAAACAAGUAUAUUAUGCCAAGGCAUAACCCUCAACACUCUGAUUGAGAUGAAUAUUUUGAAGGUACCCAAAGAUAAUGGAAAAAUUACCCUUCGUAAAUGAUGUGCCAUGCAUCACAUUAUUUUGUUUUCAAUCAAUGAAUAUACUGAGAUUAUGAAUUCACAAAUUUUGUUCCACUUUUAAUAAAGUAAGUCAAUGAAUGGAGUGUUAGUGUGAAAUAAAGCUUCCCUGUUUAAUUAAUAUUUGGCUUUUACCUGAAGAGGGCAACACAGUUUUAUAAAAAAAACUGAUAUAUAUGAAACCUAUAUGCAGUGUAUAUGCACAUAUAGGCAAAAUUGAGGUGCAUAUAUGUGCAUAUACAGGAAAUAUAGGUCUCCUGUAUUGCUUCUUCAUAUCCACAUAUAAGCCCUAUACAUACGUUCGUUUUCGGAACGGUAAUAAUAUUAGAGGAACGCAGAACAGAAACGUUAAAAUAUCGAUUCUGCUCGGAGUGAACCGAUUGAAAAAAAAAUUCAAUCGGUUCACUCCGAGCAGAAUCGAUAUUUUAACGUUUCUGUUCUGCGUUCCUCUGAUAUUAUUACCGUUACGAAACCGGUUCGGGAGGAAGAAAUACCGGUUAAUAACGUUAUUUUUUAAAAACAAUAUUAUUUGCCUGUAAUUUGCCUAAUAAUAAUAAUAAUUUAAUAAUAAUAAUAAAGUAUAGCGUUUUCCUUAAUCAAAAAAAGGAAAAAAUACAGAUCUAACGCUUACAGUUUACAGUCUGAAAUAAAGGGGGGAGGGGGGGGGGUGUAUGGGGGUGUAUUGUAUAUGUACAGCCAUUAUAAUAACCUUAAUAAAAACUUUUAACUGGAAAAUCUACUGGAUUUUGAAAUGAUUUGGACAAAUGGAGAAGUACUCUGUAAAGUUGAAAAUUAUAAUUUACUAUUUGGUGAUAUUCUAAAAUGAGAUAAUAAGUGAAAGAAUUAAAAUGUAUAAUAAAGAUUUUAAAAACCAAAA
Messenger RNA from Carassius gibelio (silver crucian carp), 1914 nucleotides. RefSeq names its product nuclear autoantigen Sp-100. Gene Ontology annotation, molecular function: RNA polymerase II cis-regulatory region sequence-specific DNA binding; DNA-binding transcription activator activity, RNA polymerase II-specific. The record is from RefSeq and is a predicted model, not a curated record. The transcript has 8 exons. Gene Ontology annotation, biological process: positive regulation of transcription by RNA polymerase II. Bases 136 to 1020 code for a protein of 294 amino acids. Gene Ontology annotation, cellular component: nucleus. Lineage: Eukaryota; Metazoa; Chordata; Actinopteri; Cypriniformes; Cyprinidae.